UCUUUUCUUUUUUCUUUUUUUUUUAAGGUAGAAGUUGAAAUCCAGGAUUUAUUUAUAUAUGAGUACACUGUAACUGUCUUCAGACACACCAGAAGAGGACAUCAGAUCCCAUUACAGAUGGUUGUGAGCCACCAUGUGAUUGCCGGGAUUUGAACUCAGGACCUCUGGAAGAGCAGUCAGUGCUCUUAACCACUGAGUCACCUCUCCAGACCCCGAACUUUAUUAUCUUAAUGGGCAUCUUCCCUGGAAGCAUUAGGAAUAUAGGAACAACAUGAAUGGCUACAGAUCUUGAAUUAAAACCAUGGGUGCCAAAAUAAAGUGGCCCACUCUAAAAAAUUAAGAGGAAACCUAUACUUCUAUAUGCACAAAAAAGAAAUCCCAAGAUAAUGAAAUAAAGGUAUUUUCAGAUUAAAGAAAACCAAGACUAUACAGCUAGUGGACUCCUAUGAAACACAGGAAGGAACAUGUCAAGGAAACUGAGAUCCACGGAGUUGAUGAAACAACGAUGAGAAGAGAACUAUCCUGGUAAAUAUCAUUUAGAGAUGAAUUCUUUUUUAAAAUGAUGGGCAACCGAAGCAGACACAGUGAUACAUCACUAUACUUCUAGCCCUUGUGAGGCUACCAGGAACACUGUAGGUUCCAGGUUAGCCUAGGCCACACAGCAGCAAAACGGGGGAGACGUUUUAUAAUUGAAUGGAGAGAUUAUUCUGUGGUAGGUUCUUUGAGUAUCUCUGUGUUGAUACUUAAGAUAGACUGCAAUAUAAAGGAAGUGGUAAACGGAGCUACAGGGUGGUAAGAGUGCUGCUAUAUCUCACAUUAACCAACACAAUAUUGAACUAAAUACUUAGGAAUAUUAAUAGUUUGUAUGUAUACUCUCAGGAAACCGUGUGAGUACUGGGUAAUAAAGGGUUAAAUAUAUAGCGUUAUCAAUUUAAAGGGGGAGGGUGUAGUGGUGUGGCUAAAUGGCACGCACCACUUAGCACACAUGAGGCCAUGAGUUCUGUUACCAUUACCAAAAAAAAAAAAAAAGAAAGAAAGAAAACAUAAUAAAAUGGAACACAGCAAAAUGUUCAACUUCCCCCAAAGAAUGCGGAAGGGGGGCACAGAGACCAGAUAAAAAGGGAAUAAAGAGAACAUAAUGUUCAAACAGCAGCACUAACCCAAACCAAACAAUAGUUACAAACCGCUAAACAAGAAGGUAAGGUUUUUAUUUUCUAUAAAAGGCCAAGUAGUAAAUCUUCCAGGCUUUGAAGUCAUACAUGCUGUCACAGCCACCGAAUUCUUCCACCGAAGAACAAAGAAACAGGCGCCCUGUGCUCUCACAGAAACUCAGUCACAGGAACAGAAGUGGGCUGGACACAGUCCGCAACCAUCGCGCUGCUUAGUCUAAACCCAGCUAAGAGGCGGGGUCUGAUGCGCUAGCUGACCAAGCGUAGACUAUGCACUGAAACCGACUGCGAAAAGUAAUGUAAACUACAAGCCAGGUAAAACUACAAGGGAGAAGGCAUUUGGCACAAAGAAAAGAGCUGGAACCGUAAAGGGACUCACCUGGAAACACUUUCUCAAACAUAGCAAGGAGCAACGUUUAUCGUGGGCACCCUGCAGGGUUCUCAAGUCGAUACAGGCCAAUUUAUAAUCAAAACGACCAAACGAGCUCGUGCCAGGACUGAGACAUUGGUUUAGUAUUUAAGUCACUCAAGUAUAUCCGCCAUAUUAACAGACUGGGACGGUUAAUUCUCCGUAUCAGUGUGACUAGAUUUAGAAUCUCCAUGGACACAGACCUCCAGGCAUGUGCUUGACACCAACCUCUGGGCAGAAUAAAAAGAACGGGAGCAAAGCACCUUCCAUUCCUGUCUCUGCUUCCUGCCGGCGCAAUGUGAGCAUGCGCCUCAGCUCCUGACGCCAUAUCUGUGCUUGCCAGCGGAGCCAAAAUAACCCUUUCCUUCCUAAAGCUGCCUUAUCCAGGCAUCUGGUCACAGCAGCAGAAACUCACACGGCCCAAGGAAGCAACCUCACGUGGAUUAGCAAAAGACAUCAGAAAUAAACACGGAUGCACAAUAAAAUUCCUAACAAGCUAGGGAGAGACAGCGGCUUCCUCGGUCAGUUAAAGUCAAUGUAAAAGCAUCUACAGUGAUGAGAAAGUCAUGAAUCUCUCUCAUAAUAGGACUAAGAGAAAUAUAGUCAUACCUCAGUAUCUGAGGGAGUUUCCCCAGUCCACAGGUGUUGAACCUGAGUGCAUAAAAUGACGUUAUACGUGCAUGUGACUCGUGCAUAAUUCUUACGUGCGCCUGUGACCCGUGCAUAUUCUCUUGAGCACCCUAAAUCAUCUCUAGUUGUCUCACAGUAUCAGACACUUGGGGACGUUCUUGCAUCCUCUUCUUAGGGAGCAGUAACAGAAAGCCUGAGAGCUGCUCAGUACAAAAGCAGCUUUUAUUUUAUCUUUUUCAAAUGCAGUCUAUGCAGUCUAUCUAAGGAUACGGAAGUCUGGCUAUGUGUUCUUUAGGGUGCAUAUUCAGAGGGUGUAACUCCAAUACAAAGCAAAGGAUUGCACUGUACCCAUGCCAGGAUAAGGAAAGGAACUGUAGUUUUGAAGAGGGAAACGAGGUGUGUGGGUAAGGGCCAUCAUUUGUUUCUCACCCUAAAACUCGUAAUUUCUUGGACGGAGUCUCCGUCAGGGUCACUGUUUGCGGGGAAAGGGUUUGGGCUUCCACCUCAUUGCUCACCAUCAAAGUAUGUCAAGACAGGAACUCAAGCAGGACAGGAACCUGGAGGCAGGAGCUGAUGCAGAGGCCAUGGAGGGGUGCUUCUUACUGCUUGCUCCCUGUGUCUUGCUCAGCCUGCUUCCUUAUAGAAUCCAGACCACCAGCCCAGGGAUGGCACCACCCACCAUGUGUUCGGCCUUUGCAGUCAGUCACUAAUUAAGAGAAUGUCUUACAGGUUGGCCUGAAGUCUGAUCUUACAGAGACAUUUACUUAAUAGAGGUUCCCGCCUCUCAAGUGACUUUAGCCUGUGUCCAGAUGGCAUAAAACUGUCCGUCACAGAUAGGCACACCACAGUGACUUGUUAAGUUGUAUGUUAUGUUGGUUUUAUGUGUUUCCCUACAUUCCUGUUACACGUCACAUUUAAAAAAAAACUGAAGGGAAAGGAAGUUAUGUGUUUUAUUUUGUUGUUGGUUUUUUUGUUUUUUGGGUUUUUUUUUUUUUUUUUUUUUUUUGUCUCUGUGGUGUUGGGGACCAAAUCCAGUGACCUGUGACUGGUAGGAAGGUAUUCUAUUAAACUAUGACCCAAUCCAUAUUUAAAAAUUUUUAAAGUUAGUUUUGCUAGAAGGGAUAAUUUAGGACUAGAGAGGUGCCUCAUCGGUUAAGAGCACAGGCUGCUCUUCCAGAGGUCCUGGGUUCAGUUCCUACAUAGCAGCUCAUAACCAUGCAUAACUCCAGUCCUGGAAGAUCCCUCACCCCUUUUCUACCACUGCAGAUGGGGGUAUAUGCAUACAUGUGGUAGACAAAUGUACAUUCAGACAAAACACCCACACAUGUAAAAAUAAAUAGCUUUAAAAAAUGGUUUGGGGACCUGGAGAGAUGGCUCAACAGUUAAGAGCACUGACUGCUCUUCCAGAGGUCCUAAAUUUGAAUCCCAGAAACCACACGGUGGCUCACAACCAUGUAUAAUGGGAUCUGAUGCCCUUUUCUGUCAUGCAGGCUUAUAGAGCACUUAUAUACAUCAAUCAAUCAAUCUUUUAAAAAGAGGCUUGGCCUCUUACUUCUCAUAAUUUCUCACAUUUCAAUAUUAAACUCUAAGUACUACACAGAGUGGUGAACUCCUCUCAAGGUCUUUUAGUCUAGUGGAACAAAGACCAUGGUUCACCUGCUCAGCAAAGGGGAGGAGUUUUAGCUUUCUUAUCUGUGUGGUGAGACUCAGGCUAGCGAAUGGUCCUCCCAGUCUGUGUAAGUCAACUGUCAAUUACUAUAUAACAAGAUUUGAAAUAACUAACUUUCCAGAGACUAGGUUUAUUUUGGCUUAAAGUUCUAGACACUAUGUAUGUUAUUUCCAUCAACCUGACACAAACUAGAGUCAUCUGGGAGGAGGGACUAUCAGUUGAGAAAUUACCUCCAUCGUUCUGGCCUGUGGGCAUGUGGGGGGGCACUUUAUUGAUUUAUGACUCAUAUGGGCGGGUCCAGCCCACUCUGGGUGAUACCAUCCCCUAGCAAUCUUGGGCAGUAUAAGAAAGCAGGCUGAGCAAGACUCAGAAGGUGAGCCAGUAAGCAAUGGUCCCUCCAGGUUCCUGCCUUGGAUUCCCAUCUUGGAUUCUGUCAAUGGUGCGUUUUCGUCUCUGAAGUGGAAAUGUCUUGGUUUCUUUGGAAAGUUAGUUAUUCCAAAUGAUCCUUCACUGGGGCGCACAGGUGAAAGGAUGUCUCGCUAAAGCAGACACAGGAAGGAAUUGUCUUCCUGAAGCAGACGCUGCCUCAAGGCAGCUGCUGAACCUUGCAGUUUCUUCAGGAUUGAAACUGUAGCUGCUGGUUCAUGCCUGGUGUCUGCCUGCCUAGAGGACUGGUCCGUAGCUGCAGAAUUGUAUUUGGUGUUGGCUACGGGACUGAACUGCUACUGAAGGAGAAUGAGCUCGCCCCCAAAGAACUAUUGCUGAACAGGUCCACUUCCCCCACAUCCUAAUAACUUUUCUCUUCCACUACCUCUGCUAGGUGGUGGGCUAGAGGAGAGGUUGAAUCCUUAUUCAAAUUUGUGCCAUAAAAAAUUAUGCCUACUUUUCCGCCCGCUCUCCCCUCCCCCCGAGCGCCACUCCCGCUGCACUGCGUUCGCUCCGCGCUGUCAGGCUAGCGCCACUGUCUCCAGCCGUCACCAUGAUCAUCUACCGGGACCUCAUCAGCCAUGACGAGCUGUUCUCCAACAUCUACAAGAUCCGGGAGAUCGCGGACAGGCCGUGUCUGGAGGUGGAGGGCAAGAUGGUCAGUAGAACAGAGGGUGCCAUCGAUGAUUCACUCAUUGGUGGAAAUGCUCCCGCUGAAGGUCCGGAGGGCGGCCGUACCGAAAGCACAGUAGUCACCGGUGUUGACAUUGUCCUGAACCAUCACUUACAAGAAACCAGCUUCACAAAAGAGGCCUACAAAAAGUACAUCAAAGACUACAUGAAAUCACUCAAGGGCAAACUUGAAGAACAGAAACCAGAAAGGGUAAAGCCUUUUAUGACUGGAGCUGCAGAGAAAAUUAAGCGCAUCCUAGCUAAUUUCAAUAACUACCAGUUUUUUAUCGGUGAAAACAUGAAUCCAGAUGGCAUGGUUGCUCUCCUGGAGUACCCUGAAGAUGGUGUGACUCCAUUCAUGAUUUUCUUUAAGGAUGGCUUAGAGAUGGAAAAAUGUUAACAAAUUGGAUCUAUCGCCUGCCACCCAUAAUUGGCUGCUGCUUACCAUCCAUACAACACCAGGACUUAGGACAAAUGGGACUGAUGUCAUCUUGAGCUUUUAUUUUGACCGUGACUUAUUUGGAGUGGAGGCCCUUUUUUUUUUUAAAGAAAAAAAAAACAUGUCAUGCGGGUUGUCUAAAAAUAAAGUGCAUUUAAAUUCA
Molecule: messenger RNA, 5577 nt
Organism: Rattus norvegicus (Norway rat)
Lineage: Eukaryota; Metazoa; Chordata; Mammalia; Rodentia; Muridae
Source: RefSeq, a predicted model, not a curated record